AAUUUCUUCAAAACUUAACUUCCUUUUUUGAACCACACAUUGCUGUGCAUGUAACAAGCCACUUUGAGCUACAUAAAUGGCAUGCUUGGGAAGUACAAUAGAUAACUUCUCAUGGAUUUGCAUUGGAGAUUUCAAUUUGGCUUCCAUUUCUACCAAAAGGUGUAUGAUAGACAUUGUAAACAUGCUUUUUCUGAGUGUCUUCUAUGUAUCUUUGCUUAUCCAUUUGAUCAAGAAAAGCCCUGCAAGUGGUUGCUAUAGAAAGGGAUGUGUUCAUGUAGUUACCGCAGUUUGUUGUACCCUUUUGAGCAUUGCAUAUUUUAUUGAUGGUUUGUGGGAUCUCAUAGCCAAAAUCAGUGGCUUCAAUCAGCUGAACUCAUCGGUUUGCAUUGUCAGAGGACUAGUUUGGAUUUCUUUAGCAGUUUCUUUGUUUGUUCAGAGGUCCCAAUGGAUAAAAAAUUUAUGCUCCAUUUGGUGGGUGUCUUCAUGUACAUUGGUUUCAGCACUUAAUGUUGAAAUUCUGCUUAAAGAGCAUACCUUUCAAGUUUUUGGUAUGGUAAUAUGGCUAGUACUCAUUCUAACUGUUCUCUGUGCCUUCCAAAACCAUGGCUACUUUGUCCCACUGAAAACUUCAGAUACCAGUUUGUGUGAGCCUCUAGUAGUUCAUGAGGUCAAACUUAAACAAACAGGACUAGGCCAUGCCACCAUUCUUAGCAGAUUGACUUUCUCUUGGAUGAAUGCUUUACUCAGUUUGGGUUACUCAAAGCCUCUAGCACUUGAAGACAUACCUUCUUUGGAUUCUGAAGAUAAAGCUGAUUUUUCAUACCAAAAGUUUGCUCAUGCAUGGGAUUCCCUUUUGUGGGAGAGGGGCAUGAAAAAUUCUAGAAACUUGGUUUUGAUGUCCAUAGCCCGGGUUUACUUGAAAGAAAACAUCUUUAUAGCCCUUUGUGCUUUUCUUAGGACAAUUUGUGCAGUUGUGUCACCUUUACUUGUCUAUGCUUUUGUAAACUAUUCCAGUAGCAUUGAGGAAGACCUUAAACAAGGAAUGGCCAUACUAGGGUGUCUUAUAUUUGCCAAGGUAGUUGAGUCUGUGUCUCAGAGGCAUUGGUCUUUUAACUCGAGGAGGUUAGGAAUGAAAAUAAGAUCUGCUUUAAUGGCUGCAGUAUAUAAAAAGCAAUUGAAACUUUCAGUUCUGGGUAAGAGAAGGCAUUCAACUGGAGAGAUUGUGAAUUACAUUGCAGUUGAUGCCUAUAGAAUGGGAGAGUUUCCAUGGUGGUUUCAUACAUUGUUGUUUUCUGCAUUGCAACUUUUUCUGGCUCUUGGUGUCCUUUUUGGUGUUGUUGGUCUAGGUGCACUUCCUGGUUUAGUGCCUUUUCUCAUUUGUGGAUUUCUAAAUGUACCAUUUGCCAAGAUCCUUCAAAAAUAUAGAUCAGAAUUUAUGAUUGCACAGGAUGAGCGCCUAAGGUCAACUUCAGAGAUUCUGAGUAGUAUGAAAAUCAUAAAGUUGCAAUCCUGGGAGGAUAACUUCAAGAAGUUAGUUGAAUCCCUUCGUGCUAAAGAGUUCGAAUGUUUGGCUAAAACACAGUUCACGAGAGCUUAUGGUACAUUUAUUUAUUGGAUGUCCCCUACCAUCAUUUCAUCUGUUAUUUUCAUGGGAUGUGUGCUUUUUCAGAGUGCCCCUUUGAAUGCUGGAACUAUCUUCACAGUUCUUGCAGCAUUGAGAAGCAUGGGAGAACCUGUUAAUUUGAUUCCAGAAGCACUUUCCGUUCUGAUUCAAGCUAAGGUCUCCUUUGAUCGUCUCAACACCUUUUUGCUUGAUGAUGAGAUAAAAAGUGAUGAUGAUAUUGGAAGAAAUUCAAAACUAGAGUCAUGUAACAAUAGUGUUGAAAUUAUAGCAGGCAACUUCAGUUGGGAUCAGGAAUCAAUGCCUCCAACUUUGAGAGAUGUGAAUUUUGAGAUCAAGUGGGGGCAGACUCUAGCAGUUUGUGGUCCAGUUGGUGCAGGAAAAACAUCUCUCCUAUAUGCGAUACUUGGAGAGAUACCCAAAAUUUCAGGAACUGUUAGUGCAGGUGGAACUCUUGCCUAUGUUUCCCAAACUCCGUGGAUUCAAAGCGGUACAAUUCGCGAUAAUAUUCUCUAUGGAAAACCAAUGGAUGAAACCAGGUACAAGUAUAUCAUUAAGGUCUGUGCCUUGGAUAAGGAUAUUGAUGGAUUUAGCCAUGGUGAUCUUACAGAAAUAGGUCAGAGAGGGAUUAACAUGAGUGGAGGACAAAAGCAAAGGAUUCAACUAGCAAGAGCUGUCUAUAAUGAUGCUGAUAUCUAUCUCCUAGAUGACCCUUUUAGUGCUGUAGAUGCUCAUACUGCGUCUAUUUUGUUCAAUGAUUGUGUCAGGUCUGCUUUAAGAAGGAAAACUGUUAUUGUUGUGACUCAUCAAGUUGAAUUUCUCUCCAAAGUUGACAAAAUUUUGGUAAUGGAAGGGGGGGAAAUUACUCAAAUAGGUGGUUAUGAAGAUUUGUUGACAGCAAGAACAGCCUUUGAACAACUUUUGAGUGCUCAUAGAGAGGCAAUCACAGGGUUGGAAAUAAGUAAUGAGAACAAAAGAGAAUUUGAAAAUGUGGAUACAAUUCAGCCUGAGGAUUCUCAUGUUUUUAAUCUCACUAAAGGUGGAAGUGAUGGAGAUAUUUCUUCCAAAGGUCAACUUACACAAGAAGAAGAAAAGGAGAUUGGUGAUGUAGGGUGGAAGCCAUUUGGUGAUUAUAUUUUCUUCCCCAAAGGAUCAUUGCUUCUGUGUUUGAGCACAUUAUCACAGUUGGCUUUUGUUGGUUUUCAGACUGCAUCAACUUAUUGGCUUGCUCUAGCCAUUGAAAUCCCAGAAGUAACUAGUAGCAUCCUAAUCGGAGUUUAUGCUGUGACUUCUUUUUUAAGCAUUGUCUUCGUAUAUCUGAGGUCUUUCUUUGGUGCACAACUUGGUUUAAAAGCCUCUAAAGCAUUCUUCUCUGCCUUCACUGAUGCUAUCUUCAAUGCUCCUAUGUUGUUCUUUGACUCGACCCCUGUAGGGAGGAUUUUGACGCGAGCUUCAUCAGAUUUGAGUAUUUUGGAUUUUGAUAUCCCUUUUACCACUAUCUUUGUAGCAGCUGAAAUAGCUGAACUUCUGACAAUGAUUGGGAUAAUGGUUUCAGUCACAUGGCAAGUGCUCAUUGUUGCAUUUCUUGCGAUGGUGGCUUCAAAAUAUAUUCAGGGCUAUUAUCAAGCCUCUGCAAGAGAAAUUAUACGGAUCAAUGGAACCACAAAAGCUCCUCUUAUGAAUUUUACAGCUGAGACAUCACUUGGUGUAAUUACUAUACGAGCAUUCAACAUGACUGACAGAUUUUUCAAAAACUACCUAAAGCUUGUUGACACAGAUGCCACAAUGUUCUUUCAUUCUAAUGCUGCCAUUGAAUGGUUAGUUUUAAGGAUAGAAGUGCUUCAGAAUUUGACACUCUUCACUGCUGCUUUGCUACUUGUUCUACUUCCAAAGGGAUAUGUGGCUCCUGGCCUUGUGGGACUUUCUCUGUCUUAUGCUUUUUCACUGACAGCAACUCAAGUUUAUCUGACUCGAAUGUUUUGCAAUUUAUCAAACUAUGUGAUCUCUGUUGAACGAAUCAAGCAAUUCAUUCACAUACCAGCAGAGCCUAGUGCAAUUGUAGAGGACAAUAGACCACCAUCUUCUUGGCCUUACAAAGGUAGAAUAGAUCUCCAAUCUCUAGAGAUUAGAUAUCAUCCAAACGCUCCAUUAGUCCUUAAGGGCAUCUCCUGUACAUUUAAAGAAGGGAGUAGAGUAGGUGUUGUAGGAAGGACUGGAAGUGGAAAAACUACACUUAUAAGUGCUUUGUUUCGCUUAGUUGAGCCUACAAGAGGUGACAUUCUUAUAGAUGGGAUCAAUACAUGCUCAAUAGGGGUAAAAGAUUUGAGAAUGAAGCUAAGCAUUAUUCCUCAAGAACCAACUCUUUUCAAGGGUAGCAUUCGAACCAACUUGGACCCUCUAGGCCUGUACUCUGAUGAUGAAAUAUGGAAGGCUUUAGAAAAAUGUCAGCUUAAGGCAACAAUUAGCGGUCUACCAAAUCUCUUGGACACUUCUGUGAGUGAUGAAGGUGAAAACUGGAGUGUAGGGCAGCGCCAACUCUUAUGUCUAGGAAGAGUACUCCUUAAGAGGAACAGAAUACUUGUUCUGGAUGAAGCUACUGCUUCCAUUGAUUCUGCAACAGAUUCUAUUCUACAACGAGUUAUCAGACAAGAAUUUUCUCGAUGCACAGUUAUAACUGUGGCUCACAGAAUUCCAAGUGUAAUAGACAGUGACAUGAUCAUGGUCCUAUCUUAUGGGAAACUGGUGGAGUAUGACAAGCCUUCAAAGCUUAUGGAUAUUGACUCUUCAUUCUCUAAGCUGGUAGCAGAAUAUUGGUCCAACUGUAACAGGAAUUUGCUCCCAAAAGAUUAGCUUGCCUCAACAUUGGCACUGAGAGAAGCAAUAUAAUAUGAGAGCUCGUAUAUUGAAUUGAAUAAUCCUCCUUUUGACCUUCUCAGCAACAAUAAGAAAGCACUAGAAACUCAGAAGAUUACUCAUUUUCUUAUUUAACAUGCAAAGAAAAUGCAUUAGCCUUACCUCAAGUCUGAGACUUUUUUUAUUUUAAAUAAAU
Abrus precatorius (Indian licorice) is the source of this 4670-nucleotide messenger RNA. Its product is annotated as ABC transporter C family member 8-like. Gene Ontology annotation, cellular component: vacuolar membrane; plant-type vacuole. Bases 77 to 4471 code for a protein of 1464 amino acids. Gene Ontology annotation, biological process: transmembrane transport. Gene Ontology annotation, molecular function: ATP binding; ATP hydrolysis activity; ABC-type transporter activity. The transcript is spliced from 12 exons. The record is from RefSeq and is a predicted model, not a curated record. NCBI's taxonomy places the organism in Eukaryota, Viridiplantae, Streptophyta, Magnoliopsida, Fabales, Fabaceae.